UUGACGGGCCUCUGGCUCUGCUUCUCGGGCGGUAACAGUCUGUGGUGUCUCCGCUCUUUCUCUGCUCAUUACAAACUUAUUCUGACGGUUCUUUUCCUCACUGUUGCCGCUGUUUUCGCCGCUGUUUUCGCGUCAACAUGUCACACACCGUCAUCACCACCACCACCACGACCACCAGACCGUCUGACGGCGUCCUGAACCUUGGCUACACCCGGACCAUCCCGGGACUGCUCAAGAUCGGACAGAUACUUGCCUUGCUGGUGGCCUUCCUGUGUGUCCACUGUGUUCGCGGGUGGCCUAACUGGUAUGCCUUCCAAUACUUUGAGGUGGUGGUCCUAUGGUUCCUCAUCGCCCUCAUCAUCUUCCUCUUAAUGCAUCUGUUCAGGCUGCAGGCGAAGAUGCCCUGCAUCAACUGGCCACUAACGGAGUUCUUCCACUACUCCGUUGGAUCCGUCCUCAUCCUCAUCGCCUCCAUCGUUGCCAGCGUUAAAGCCGGAGGAGUUUCAGCGCUGGUCACUGCAUCGGUGUUCGGGUUCAUAGCCACGUUCCUGAUGGUGGUUAGUUUGUGGACGUCUUACAGUGUGUCCUGUGCUCCUCAUCAGACCGGUGCUGCAGUGUAAAUACCAAUCCAUUAUGAAGACUCCAGUCAACGGUCCUGGUCUGUUUUCUGCCUAGCAACCAUCUGGAUACUUAACCCGAUUGGAUGAAAAUGUAAACCACAAGGUAACACAUAUGCUGACCCAGGACCAGCCGUGGUUUCAACAAACUGAAGGACACAAAUAUACACUCUAAACACAGAGUUACCGUAGUUACAGUAUUAAUUACAGCUCAUUUUUAUUUCUCAUAGAUUAUUAUAUAUCUUAAGUCACAUUUUUACAUUAAAGGUGCUCAGUGUCACAGAUUAUUGUUGUCACAUAACGUCUACAUUCGUGUUGAGAACAAACAGUACAAUCAUGGAACGGUAUCGCUCUUACGACUACAUUUCCCAUCAUUCCUGCUGCUUGUUGCUCUCUGUUCCCUUCCCUGAUAAAAAAGGUGUGACAGAAGAGAUUAGAUUUUUUGGAAACACAAUUUGUUCUACGCAAAAUACAGCAACUAUGUCUGUUUGUGGAAUUUAAAGACCUUAAAAAUUUUAAUUAAGCUACUUUUCACUAUAAAAGAUCGAAUAUAAAAGAUUCCAGUGUUUCUUGUUAAAUAAGUACAUGUUUUUAACAAGGGAAAAGAAUGUCUAAUAUGUGACUCUUAUGAAACAGAACAUUUACAUUUUCUUCAUUAAAUAAACACCGGGUCUUGAAGCUGCAGUUAGCUAAUGUUGAACUGUAAAUGUGUAAAUAUAACUUUGCUGACAGUAGCUUUAUUUAUUUAGCUUGUGAUUCCUGUUAGUAACUUUGUGGAUUAGAAUAAAAUAGACAAACGUCAUGUGUGUAAACAAUGCAGAAUUCAAACAGAAUAAUGACUAGUUGAUAUUAAUGGUUAACUCUAGCUCAUAUUGGCUGUCGUUAGUUCACUAUCUAACCUUAGCUGUUUGAGCGUAGUUCAUCUCUGCUUGAUGAAUAGAAAUGUGUGUUUAUUUAAUAAGAAACAUUUGAAUGAUUUAUUUUAUAUCUAGUGAAACAAAGGAUAUACAGUUUUGGAAAAAAAAUAAGAGACCACUGCAAAAUUAUCUCUUGCUCUGAUUUUACCAUUCAUAGGUAUGUGUUUGAGUAAAAUAAACAUUUUUGUUUUAUUCUCUAAACUACCGACAA
Molecule: messenger RNA, 1745 nt
Organism: Sphaeramia orbicularis (orbiculate cardinalfish)
Lineage: Eukaryota; Metazoa; Chordata; Actinopteri; Kurtiformes; Apogonidae
Gene: cmtm7
Product: CKLF-like MARVEL transmembrane domain containing 7
Exons: 5
Coding region: 138-620 (160 amino acids)
Cellular component (GO): membrane
Source: RefSeq, a predicted model, not a curated record